Molecule: messenger RNA, 217 nt
Organism: Ectocarpus siliculosus
Lineage: Eukaryota; Phaeophyceae; Ectocarpales; Ectocarpaceae
Source: the annotation of a GenBank genome assembly
AUGGGCACCAAGGAACUGAGGGAGAGGAUGGCGGCGUGCCCCGAGGUCGUCGUCGCCCUGUCUAGGGGGCUAGCGGAGGGUCGGGCGCGCUUGGUGGCGGACAACCUGUGCGUGUACGCGAGCACCAAGCGGACCGCCGAGAGCACCUUGGCGCAGCUGGAGAGGUUGCUGGGCCGGCGGCCCGACCAGGUGGAAUGGGCGAUGCCCCUCAUCAGCU